CAUUUAUUGUUACCGUCAUAAAAGUAACGCUGUUGGAUUGUGGGGAUUAAUAGAAAGAGUGUGAACGAGGAAAUUUUAUGAGACGCUGGUUGACGUGAUUCGAUCGUAACACUUUUGAAUUUUAGUUCAAUGUUCGGGGGUUGGUAGGUUACGUAACGUGCAGCUAUAGAAGGGUCGUCGAUGGUGCAGAAGUGAUACACUUUCAGUGUAACCCUGAAUCCUAUUUCUUCUUGGAAAUUAUAACAUCGACUUUCUUUCUUCGUAUGUCGAGGGGAUGAAAAGAGAAGUCAGCGACAAGGAAGCAAGGAAGUCAGUAAACAUAGACGACAGAAUUUUUUAAGAAAGAAGCAGCCUUAUUUCCGGCGUAAGAGAAGCGGCACGAGAGACUAAUCGACGAAGAGAAAAUGGAGAACGCAAAGGAGGAGACGAUAAACAUGCAGCUGAUCGGUUCCGAGAGUCCGUACAAAGUUAAUAAUGAAAUCGCCGGAAGUGGUAUAAAUGCAUCGGAAGUCCCAAUAUCGCCGACCACAAGCCCAGAAGAUUACGACCCUCACAAACAUCGAAAUAGGCCAAAUCCGACAUCGAACGCGGAGACUUUGAUACAUUUAUUAAAAGGAAGCCUGGGCACCGGAAUACUCGCGAUGCCAAACGCGUUCUGCAACAGCGGCCUCGUGACUGGUGUUAUAUCCACAGUGAUCAUAGGGGUGUUGUGCACUUAUUGUUUGCACGUACUAGUGAAAGCUCAGUACAGACUGUGUAAACGGUUAAGAGUUCCUAUAUUGAGUUAUCCACUGAGUAUGAAGCACGCUCUAGACCAAGGGCCUUGGUGUGUCCGAUGGUUCGCACCCUACGCGCCAGGACUCGUAGAUGGGUUCAUGAUUGUGUAUCAAUUGGGAAUAUGCUGCGUUUAUAUCGUAUUUGUAGCGUCGAAUAUCAAGCAGGUGGCAGACCAGUACUGGGAACCUUUGGAUGUUAAAACCCAUAUGCUGAUUUUAUUGCUACCGCUGAUUUUGAUCAAUUACGUUAGGAACCUCAAAUUACUGGCACCGUUCUCCACCUUGGCGAACGCAAUCACGUUCGUUGGACUGGCGAUGAUCUUAGUGUACAUGUUUGACGAUCUACCGUCGAUCAGCGAAAGGGAAAUGUUUGGCACACUGAAAAAUUUCUCACUCUACUUCGGCACCACGUUAUUCGCUCUGGAAGCUGUCGGAGUGAUAAUCGCACUGGAGAAUAAUAUGAAGACUCCACAAUAUUUUGGAGGGUAUUGUGGCGUUUUGAACAUAGGAAUGACGGUAAUCGUAGCCCUGUAUAUUCUUAUAGGAUUUUUCGGUUAUAUAAAAUACGGAUCUGACGCUAGUGGUAGCGUUACUUUUAAUCUACCUGCGGAUGAAGUAAUGGCGCAAAGUAUCAAAAUAAUGUUCGCGAUCGCCAUUUUUAUCACGCACGCCCUUCAAGGAUACGUUCCAGUUGAUAUUAUUUGGAACACUUAUCUCGAUCAAAAGAUACAGAAGAGGAAAAUCUUCUGGGAGUACGUCUGUCGGACUGUUAUCACUUUAGCCACAUUCACGUUGGCCAUCACAGUUCCCAGACUGGCCCUCUUCAUCUCCCUGUUCGGUGCUCUCUGUCUCUCCGCCCUUGGCAUCGCGUUCCCAGCGAUCAUCGAGAUCUGCGUGCUCUGGCCGAACCGAGACUUCGGGCCUUGCAUGAUCAUGUUCAUCAAAAACAUAUUUCUAAUCGUAUUCGGUCUCUUGGGCCUCGUGAUCGGCACGUACGUCAGCAUCGUCGAGAUAGUAAGGUCAUUCAAGUGAAGUUCGCGAGCGAUAUUUAGGCAGGCACGAUCGAAGGAAGGCAGACAGUUUGGUGAAGAGGUAGGAAAAGCAAAAGAGAAAGAGAGGCGAAGAAACGAAGAGUUUGGGAACGAGCUUGUUCGAGUAUCGAGGACGAAGUCACGGCUUCGUUACAAGUUCUAUAGCUUAAUGAGCGGCGCCUUUUAGGUAGACAGGUUAUCUCCAAUGCGGCUGGGAGUCGUUCUUAGUGAAAACAUUCGCGAGCAAUGCAUUCCGGAAAUGCUUCUCGUCCCGCGUGAUCGCCGCCAUUGUUAGAGCACUUAGGCCGAGUUUAGAUGUUUUAUUAAGAGUUAACGGCGAAGAGUCGUUCAGUGUUGGGUUAAAGAAAUAUCGUGGAAGUCGAUGGGGCUCUUCGACGUUCUUUCGAGUUUAAUUGGAAUUGGCGGUUGCUGAUGGAAUCUUAAUCUACGUGUUUAUUAACUAAAUGCGAGAUUAUACUGUUGAUUCCAUUUAGCUGAUUGUUAAGGGUUCUAGGUUCGAAUCGUGACGAAUGUUUGUAGAAAUUUUAAUAAUUGAUAAUUGAUGUUAUUAUAACGUAUAUUGCGUAUUGGGGGAGGAACGAGAUCGGAAGAGGGUUGUUCGAGAGACUCGAUGGAAAAGUGGUGGAUUUUUUCCAGAAAUGAUCAGAUGAAUAUAGAAAGUAAUUUAUGUAUAACGAUGAAUUCUCUUACUUUUGUUUAAAAGGUUCUUUUAUAUUAAUGUUUGAUUCUAUCUCUCGUAUAAUAUUCUCGAGUUGGAAAUUUUGUAACUUGAAGAACCUUUCGUCCGAGUCUCUAAUUUAAUAGAAUAUACUAUAUUUAAAUGUUUGUUUUCAAUUACGCUACGAACUUCUAAAGGAACGGAUCCAGGAUUAUUGGUAUAUCGUAAUCGGUACAUCGAAUUUCAGGUUUCAGGGUUUAGCCGUGUGCUCUUAACGCAUGAAAUUUGGCCUAGUUUGGAAUGGAGAAAAGUGCAGAUAUAUCAUUCCAGUCAAACAUAGUCCUUGAUGAAUUUGAAAAUUCCACAUUAUCGUUCAAAAGGCCUCUAAACAGUUUCUAAGCUUCCGAUACAAUAGUCGGAUUUUUUAUAUAGAUCAUGAAAAUAUCGAGCAAACAGUGAUUUAUAAAUCUGUUGAUAAAAGUAGCAAGAUUUCGGCUAUCUUACUAUUCUUCUGUAAGGCGAUUAAUUGUAUAAGUAAUGGAAAGGAAUGUUUCACAUAUGCAAAUUGAAAAAUUAUAAAAAGAAGUAUUGAUCUAUCAAUUAAAAAAUUGCUCGCGGAGACAAAGAUCAGUGAAAGAUAAUUAAUUAAUCAUAAAUAUAAAAAUGAACAGAGCCUUACACAGGGACACGACUUAUAUACAAAGUUUUCAACAAAUCUGAUCGUCAUAAACAAAAUCGUAGUAUUCACAGCUAUAUGAAUGGAAAAGCUUCCCUUUCGAACUAGAAGUAUAUUAGGUGAAACGAAUAUCGUCCAUUUAAAUAAUACACGCAAAGAAGAGUGCCCCAGUAACACGGUGCCUAUGUAAAUGAUUAAUACCUAGCUCACUUUAGUUGCACUGCCUGAGAGCAUAUUAAACAGAACAAAUGUGUUCUUUCAAUUGCUCUUAUAAUCCGAAAGUAUCUGAAUUAAUUACACGUAGAAAGCCAAGUAGACGAUCUAUAAGGUUUAACGUCGUAGAUGAUUAAGACGCGUAAUUUUACAAGCCAAUUCUAAUUCAAAGGUACAAUUAUUAACGAUUGUUUAUGAAAUUGAAUUGAAAUGUUCAACCAUUCGACUUCCAUUUUAUGUGCAAUUUUACACGUGGUCUGUUUCAAAAGUAACAUUGCUUCAUUCAUAAUUUAGAUUUGUUUUGGAAAAAUAUCUCGAACUUUUCAACUACUUUAAACAAAUUUCUAAGAACUUUGCAUUUUAUUUCUAAUACAAUUAAUUUGGUUUUUAAUUCAAAUUUUUGCAGAAAUUGAUCUCCAAUGUAAUUUUUUAACCGUUUAAAGAGAUCAAUCCUUAACAGUUGUCUGAUAAACUACGUAAUCUACCUCAGUAUUUUCAGAAAUUCUUUUUCUCGAAAAUUUCCGUAACUAUACUUUUAGAAAAGAUCGUUGAUCUAUAAUUCAAAUUUAUAAACAGAAAUAUCUCCGAGAAAUAUGUUUCCAAUUAUUUUAAAGAAAUAAAUCCUGUAUUCUAUCUGUGUAUUAAAAAAAAAAUCUUUUCCACAAAUUCUUCAAACUACAGAUGCAAUUUGAUUACUUUUGGAACAGGUUCGUGAUAUCAAGCGAUUGUUAGGUAAAAUCAUACGAUGCCUAACACUGAACAUAGAGCGCUCUUCGGAGGAAAAAGAAACCAACAAAAAAAAAAAAAAAAAAGAAGGAAAAUAAUAAAAAAAAAUGUGGAAGAACCGUCGCGAUAAACGAAAACCUGUGAUCGAAGAUUUUAUAGAGGAACGAACGUUGCAUUUCUACCGAAUUGUUGAUUGUCGUCGUUGAACGAGUUUACAGACGUACAUACGGGUGUUAAUUGUUCUUCAAGCACGAAACCGAAAUAUGUUUUUGUAUUUCGUUCAAGAGCUUUUCUUUCGUUCUCGAUGAUACGAGUACUUACGUUCAUUCGAAUGUGAUUCAAAUGUUGACGAAAAAAUUGGAUUCCUUAUAUAUCUCAUUAGAGAAAGCACAAGAUUGGGAAACCGUGCAAGAAUUUGUACUAGUAUUACUGAAGAAGUGACUAUAAAUAUCGAAAAAGUAACGUAUAGUCAUUGGUUAUAUACAUUGGCGACAAGAUUCGAUUCUUUGUAUUUUUGGUUGAAAAGGACAUUCAAUUAGAAAAAAGAUAGAAACUUGAGUUGAUAUUACUUACGAGGAUGCUGGUGACUAAAAAUCAGGAAAAUAGCGUAUAGUCACUGACUAUAGGCAUUAUCGAAAUUCGUAUUUUUAACCGAAAGGAGUUUUAAGUUGAAAAAGUUCGCAAGAAUUGAAAUUGGUAUUAAAUAGGAGAAAGACUGGUAUAGUCACGAAGUCUAUCCGAGCCAAAAAAUUUAAUUUUUAAUAUAAAAUGAUUUACAGUCACGACUAUAAAGUGAGGAAUCCUAUAUUUUUAUUGACUAUACGAUCUAGGUCAAAGAAACAUUUUUGUUGAACAUAAUGAUAUUUAUAAUUACGACUAUAAGACUUAUAAUUAUUGAUUACGAAGAAAAGUUUCCAUUUUAUAUCAUUUUAUAAUAAUCUGUUAUAUAAACAGGGUGUAAAAUAGGUAGUUAAACUAUGAUAUCGUAUCUUGCUCUUCCUAAGAAUCGACAACAUCAUAUGAACAUAUAUGUAGAGAUUCAAACAAACUUUCUUUACGAUGAGAAAAGUGAUAGUAAUACUAUGUCUGAAACCACGUGUGAAAUAAUGAUCUUUUUCCACGGUGAAAGCAAAGUUUAACUAACCUAUAUCGACUGCACGAAUCGAUUAUCUCCAAUCCGAGCCAAAAACUGGCAAAUUCUAAUCAUCUCGAAUUUGCCCAACCAUAAACAAUUAUGUACUCUCUUCAAACAAAAAAGAAGGUUAAGUAAUUGUUGAGCGAUAACUGAGAAUAAGAUUUUACACGCAAAUUACGUUAGAUUGCGGAUUUUUACGCAUUUAUGAUAAAUUUUAGGUGAAGAAAUUCACACAAUGCAUAUGAUAUACAUAAAGUAUUCAAAUUUGAAUACGCGUCAUAAUUUUCAGUGGACGAAAAAAUAUUACCAUGCCUUGAGCUUCUUUAGUUUUUUUUGUAAAUAUAUGAAAUUACAUAAAAAUUCGCAAUUUAAUUAUUCUACAGAAAUAUAGAGACAGAGAAUCUUGUCAACGUUUGAAUCACUUGUGCGCCAUGAUCGUACGCUAGGACGAAGAAAAACAACGAGACACAAACGGCCAACAAUAAUAAAUAAAAGAAGGAAGGUCUAACCUAUAAGCCGGCUGACGCCAGCAAUGAAAACCGUAGCUCAUCGUUAAUGCCUUAUUUUCUAUUCGUUCGUGGCGUUUGUAUAAUGCAUGAUACUUGCGGCUGCGAACCAAGCAGGCUGAAUCAAAGAUCAAAGUUUAAUAAGGAACAAACGUACCGUGAAAACGAGACGCACCGCUACUUCUGUACCAACGUCACUGCCGGGAACUCGCUCGGGUCAUCGCGCGUCAUGAUGACAUACACAUACAAUGACACGUUAAAUAACACACGAGUGAAAUUGAAAGACCGGUCGCGACCUCCUCGUUGAACGAUCCGCGAGAAACGACAUCUCGUUCGACAUUCACGCGGGAUCGACACGAAAAGUCCCGACGCCACACGGAUUCUCUCGAAUCCUCCUCUCCUCUCCUUCGCGCUUUCGACGGGGCUACAUACAAUCGACGAUCGCACAAUCGUUUUUACGACCUUCCGUUCGAUUUUCGUUCGCUGCCUCUGGGACGCUGACCGAAAACGAAAGCUUCGCUCGGUUUGCUUCUUUUCGAUAUUAAUCGAUCGUCAGUGACGGAUCUAAAAGCUUUUCUGGGUGAGGGAGUUGUUUAAAAAUACGUGAGCAUAUUUUUAAUCUUCUUUUGCAAGGUUUAAGAUCUGCUUGUAAUUUGUAUUUUAAUAUCUCUAUCUGAUACUGUAAACUAAAUAACUAAAUUUACAUUAACUGUAUACUUGACAAAUUUUCAGAAUGUGACACAAUAUUCUUACAUUUUAUUACUCUUAGGGGAUGCCCCUAUCGCUCACCUCUUGAUCCGCCAUUGUCGAUGGUAGCUACUAUCGAUUCUUUUUCUUCGAUUACUCUGGGCAAUAUCGUUGAUCGAUGAAACUGUUACAGAUGACACUGUUGCUGGUAUUAAACGUUUUUUUAAGUAUUAUUAUUAAAGAUUCUUUUCAAUUAUUUAAUUAUAAAUAAUAGAAGAAUAUUAAAUAUUCUUUUACUAUUAGGUUGUUGCAUAGUGAAUGAUGUUUCGAGAUAAUUUAAACAAGUUCAUAUUUUUGUACUGCAUAUUGUACUUUUGAAAACACUAAAAUUAAUUAUUUUAAAAAUAUCGUCAAACCAGUGAAAGAAAAUAGACUGAAGUCAUUUGAACAAGGUAAUACGUACACAAAAACAAUUGUUGAAUGUUUUAUGAUUUCGAAAUGGCCGAAAUAAGAGUUCAAAGUAAAGUGACAUUUAUUUGUUAUGCAACAGUCUGAUAUUAACCUCUUCGGUGCGAUCGUUGACUUUAGCUAUCAGAUACAAUCAUACUUAUAUAGUGACAAUAAUCGACCAUUUAUGACUAUCCUCGUCUAUAGUGUCAUAAUUAUAUAAGUAAGAUAAUAUUUAACUUUUCCUUUGCAUUAUUCCUGUUUUUAAUAUAUUUUUCUAUUAAUUCAAAACAAAUAGAAAAUUCUACACAGAACAAUAAUGUUUUAUUAAAAAAAACACGUGUUACCAAAAAGUAAUUAUACUAAAAUGACUAUCAUACCGAAGAGGUUAGAAAUACUUCCCUCUCAUUUCAGUAGCAUUUUAACGUUCGUUGCUUUGUUAAGUAUUUCAUAAUAGAUAAAUGUUGUAAUAUCGUUGUUAAUAAUCAAAUGUUAAUUAAAUAUUGAAUGGUUAGGAAUAAUGAUAUUAUAGUAUAUAGAGUUGCACGUUGGAAUGAGAACUGUAGUAAACUGAGAAAGAAUUGCAAAGGCGAUAUUGCUCGUUGCAUUAGACGUGUAUUAUAAUACGUAUAUUGUUAAUGGUUCCUGUUGAAAAUUUUCGAAGGGCAAAAAUGAAAAUCGAAAAUCGUACUUAUGGAUUUCUCACGAUUACGGUAACGAUUGGUGCAAUUAACUUCGCGUCUACGAAGCGUUUUUAAUCGUUAUUUGCCGACUGCGCCGACUUUUAAGUCAGGAAACGAUCGUCAAGAGUUGUAUGUUUCUAAAGAUUUUUUCUUAAAAGAUCUGCAUUUUUCGCGCAUAUUUUAAAUCUGAAGUUUUCUUUUUUUGUUUAUUUUUGGUCAUUAUAUUUCUGAUAUAAUAAACUCUCUAUUCUUA
Molecule: messenger RNA, 7812 nt
Organism: Bombus pascuorum
Lineage: Eukaryota; Metazoa; Arthropoda; Insecta; Hymenoptera; Apidae
Product: proton-coupled amino acid transporter-like protein CG1139
Exons: 10
Coding region: 405-1808 (467 amino acids)
Biological process (GO): amino acid transmembrane transport
Cellular component (GO): vacuolar membrane
Molecular function (GO): amino acid transmembrane transporter activity
Source: RefSeq, a predicted model, not a curated record